This is a messenger RNA of Tilletiaria anomala UBC 951, 2119 nucleotides long. RefSeq names its product putative DIP5-glutamate and aspartate permease. The coding region runs from base 294 to 2015 and encodes 573 amino acids. Gene Ontology annotation, biological process: amino acid transmembrane transport. The transcript has 6 exons. Lineage: Eukaryota; Fungi; Basidiomycota; Exobasidiomycetes; Georgefischeriales; Tilletiariaceae. Gene Ontology annotation, molecular function: amino acid transmembrane transporter activity. The record is from RefSeq and is a predicted model, not a curated record. Gene Ontology annotation, cellular component: membrane.
GGCUCAUUCACCAUCCGCAGUGCUGUGCACAGCCCAUAGCCAGUGCUCAGCCCUUUUCUCCCCAUCGCUUAUCACAGCAAGCCCCCGCGGCCUCCCUGGAAAAAGGACGGACUGCAGAGUCCAACCACAAUUGCAGCUUCUUUCGCAAUCUUUCCUUGGAGUAUAUAGGCAUCACUUCACCUCCAGCCCCCGCUUGUCUCAUUGUUCUCGACCCUGCAUCGCACACCGAGGACGUUCUUGCUUCUCCGCGCGCACAUCACUCACACGACCUGCAACAACACUUGAGCACAAGCAUGGCGACCAUCCAAUCGCAGCGCCCGUCCUCGAGCGGUGGCGGCUCAUCGGAUGAGAAGCGCGACCUGAAAGCCGAAGGCGCCACGCUCGAGAAGCAAGAUGCAUUCCAGAUUCUGCGCAACAGCGAGAAAGGCAUUGGUGCCAAUGGCGAACUGGAAGUCAAGCGAGACCUGAAGCCGCGUCAGAUUAGCAUGAUUGCCAUCGGCGGUGCUAUCGGCACAGGUCUCGUAAUCGGCACUGGUGGCGCUCUAGCCAAGGCCGGCCCAGGAUCGCUGUUGAUAGGCUAUUCAUUAAUGGGUGCCACAUGUUUCCUCGUCAUGUGCGCCUUGGGAGAGAUGGCAACAUACAUGCCCCACAAGCGUGGAUUUGCUGGCCAUGCCACCCGCUUCGUCGGACAGAGCUUCGGAUUCGCUACUGGGUGGAACUAUCUCUUCAAGUAUCUCAUGAUCUCGCCCAAUCAACUCGUCGCAUCUGGACUUGUCAUUCAAUACUGGCGUCCAGACUUGUCUCCGGCGAUCUUCAUCUCGGUCUUUAUUGUCGUCAUCCUCGGCAUCAACUUCCUCGGCGUCAAGGUGUUCGGCGAGGUCGAAUUUUGGCUAUCCAUGAUUAAAAUCAUUACACUCACCGGCCUUAUCCUCGCGGGUCUCAUCAUCGACCUCGGUGGUUCCCCAUCUGGGGACCGCAUCGGUUUCCGCUACUGGCAAGGAGGCCGUGCAUUCCUUGAGUACAAGUCUAAGGGCAGCCUUGGACGCUUCCUUGGUUUCUGGAGCGUAAUGGUCAACGGCCUGUUCGCGUACAUGGGCACCGAACUCGUCGCCAUCACUGUUGGCGAAGCUCGCAACCCGCGCAAGUCUGUCCCGAAAGCGAUUCGAAGCACGUUCUUCCGGAUCCUGUUCUUCUACAUCUUCGGCGUUGUCAUCGUCGGCAUGGUCGUCGCGGCAGACAGCCCCCUACUCUUGACAGCGAACAAGCAGAGGCUCGGCGCCGCAGCCAGUCCGUUUGUCGUUGCCAUCAAGGCGGCUAACAUCCGUGUGCUGCCUUCGAUCAUCAAUGCGUGCAUCUUGAUCUUCACACUUUCGGCCGCCAAUUCGGACCAGUACGUCGCCUCACGUACCCUGUACAGUCUUGCCAUGGACGGCAACGCGCCUGCCAUCUUCAGACGCUGCAACAGCAUGGGCGUACCAUACGUUGCGCUGAUCAGCACCGCGCUUUUCAUGGCCCUCGCCUACCUCACCCUUUCGGACGGCGGAGCAAUCGUCUUUGGCUACUUUGUCUCGGUCGUCACCAUCUUCGGCGGGCUCACGUGGAUCUGCAUCUUGAUCUCGCACAUCCAAUUCAUGAAGGGACUCAAGGCGCAAGGCAUGAGCCGUGACGAUUUGCCGUAUAAGGCGCCUUUCCAGCCGUACGGGUCUUACAUCGCCGUCUUCUUCACCUCGCUCGUCGUCUUUUUCAAAGGCUGGGACAGCUUCAUGCCUGCGUUCCAGUACAAGAGCUUUAUCACAAACUACAUUGGCUUCCCAAUUUUCUUCAUCCUCCUCUUCGGCCACAUGCUCAUCAAACACACGUCUUUCAUCAAGCCCGCAGACAUUGACCUCCUCACGGACGCGCGCGAGUUCAACGAAGAGGAUGAGCUGGCUGCCAAAGAGGACGAGGAGCGCGAGGAGAUGAUUCGCCGCGCGCCGCUCCACAAGAAGAUUUGGUACAAGCUGCAAGAUUGGUGAUCGUUGCAAACAUUUUUACUGCACGUCAUAUUGAGUUCCCUACUGCUUGUUGUAGAAUAGAUCUUGCGCAUCAUGCUCAAGCAAUCAAAAGUGUGCGAGGGCAC